ACGCAGGACACUAAAGUGACUUGUCUACCGACUGUGAAAAACACCCAAAGAAAGAUACCCAGGGUCCCUGCUCAUCUGCAUGAACGUGCAUUAGGCAUGCUGCAGGGAGGCAUGAGGACUGCUGAUGUGGCUAGGGCAAUAAAUUGCCAUGUCCGCACUGUGAGACGCCUAAGACAGCGCUACAGGGAGACAGGAAGGACAGCUGAUCAUCCUCGCAGUGGAAGACCACGUGUAACAACACCUGCACAGGAUCGGUACAUCCGAAUAUCACACCUGCGUGACAGGUACAGGAUGGCCACAACAACUGCCCGAGUCACACCAGGAACACACAAUCCCUCCAUCAGUGCUUAGACUGUCCGCAAUAGGCAGUCCAUGAGGAGGAGAUGCACUGCAGUACUUCAAGCAGCUGGUGGCCACACCAGAUACUGACUGGUCAAAGGAAAAACCCUACUUAUACUUACAGUAUCUGCAGCAGCAAGACAACAUUACCUAACCAUAUCAAAGUAAAAGAAUACAAAGCAUCAUGACAACAACAAGAAAUGUAUGGCGUCUCCCAGAUUUACCAAAACCAAAAUCCAUUCCCUCUUUAGUGCUUUCCAAAAUAACGCUGGUGGCUUUACCUAUUGCUCAGAUCUGCAUUGGUGCAAAAUAUUUAAAUGAGUGUACCAAGGAGAACUACAUCCCUGUGUAUGUGCUGGUAAGUGGAGUGUUCAGCCUGUUGAUGGCCCUGCUUACCUGCCUGCCCUGUGGUCAGAAAGAUAAUUCAACACUAAAGUGUCUCUGUUCCAUCUGGCACAUACUGGUGUCCAGCUUCACAUUCUGCUGGUUUAUUGCUGGCAGUGUAUGGAUCUACUCUAUCUACCCCCCCAACUACAACUCAACUCUUGUGGAUGUGCCAUACUGCAAUAAGACUCUUUACCUCUUUGCCUUCUGGACUACAACACUGAUGUACAUCCUGCUAGCAGUUGUAUUCAUGUGCGGUUGCUGUUAUCUUAUAUGCCUGUGUGUGUGCGAACAAGAUGACGAGUCUGAAGAAGCUCCUGAAGCCUGAUUAAGAUGUCAUGGAGAAUACACUGCCCCUGUGUAAACAUACAGUAUUCAGAGAUGCUAAAUGAUUUAUAAAUACUGCUUAACUAAUUUGCAAAUACUUUUCCUGAUAAUUUUCAUCCUGAUGCUCAAGUCUGGAAUACAGUAUUCUGAAAAUGUCUAAGGCCUAAACUGUGACCUCACACCAUACAUACUUACUGUUAAGUUUUCAAUAUGUGAAAAUAUGUUAUGUAGUUAUGUAGUAUUUUCUAUGUAAAUCAGAUAUGCUGAUAAUGUACAUAACUAUGCAAAUUCACAAGGAUCUCUCUACCUGAUGUUAUAUCCAAUCCACUUUCAGGUUCAGACUCUAAAAGCUCUAAUCCAUCAACUUUGAUUUCAUUGAGACUUCAUGAGAGGGAUUUCAAUCACACAAAAGGGAUCACCAUUUUUUUCUCACAUUUCUUACAUCUAACCAUACAGAGACUGCACAAAUACUAUA
Messenger RNA from Clarias gariepinus (North African catfish), 1525 nucleotides. Its product is annotated as transmembrane protein 272-like. Lineage: Eukaryota; Metazoa; Chordata; Actinopteri; Siluriformes; Clariidae. The coding region runs from base 524 to 1051 and encodes 175 amino acids. The transcript is spliced from 6 exons. The record is from RefSeq and is a predicted model, not a curated record.